This is a messenger RNA of Aspergillus luchuensis, 2232 nucleotides long. RefSeq lists its product as uncharacterized. The coding region runs from base 1 to 2232 and encodes 743 amino acids. Lineage: Eukaryota; Fungi; Ascomycota; Eurotiomycetes; Eurotiales; Aspergillaceae. The transcript has a single exon. The record is from RefSeq and is a predicted model, not a curated record.
AUGCUGGGGUUCAUUCGUACCAGCGAGAGCUUGGGCUCUCAUUUGGUGUGUCCUACGUACCGUCGAUGUCGAUUAACUCACCUACCUCGCUGUUCUCCACUUCUUAUACUUCGGGAUCCUACGCGCCGCCAACGAUCAUCCGGAUCACAUUUACAUCUUCGAUAUCGGAACGACGACAGCAGCAAUCAUUCUAGGAAUAAAGGCUGGUUCGCUAAUAGACAUGCUCCACAGCUGGGACGGGGAGGCACGGACAUACGGGAACCUGGUCAGGUUGACUUGGGCGAUCAUGAGAUCUCCAAUGCACAAGACGACAGAGGGCACGACAUUGGGGCUGGUCCCCGGGUCGAGAGCUUUGAGGAUGUGAAGAGACAUUUCAACGCUAUCCUCCGAGAUGGCCAACCAGACCAGGUGAUGGAUGCGAUGCUGGAUCCUCGCUUUGAGAGCUUGGUUUGCUUGAUGCCACCCAGCACCUUUGUCGAAGUCUUCCAUCUCCUCUCCCCGGCUUACUUUAUCGAUCCCUAUCGGGAAAUCCAUCGUCCCAUUCAUCCGUCGGCUGUCGAUGUCAAGCAGUACAAAUCACUGGACUCGAUUUUCGACGAAUUUGCCAGUAACCUUUCUGCCAUCCUGCAAAUUAGGUGGGCGGGCGGCCAACCCUUGGGCCUGGCUGAGUACACGCACCUGCUCGAUUGCGCACGCUCAAUGGGCGACGCCAUCAUGGCAGACUAUAUCUGGCAAACAAUUAGGGAGGAUGGAAUGGUGCCGGAUUCCAAGUGCUAUAACUACUACAUGGAGGCGAAAGUCUGGGAUAGAGCAUACACCGGCUUGGAGAAGUAUCGCCUCAGAAUGACCCCUUACCUGUAUCGGAAGAGGAGAUUCUUCGAACCCAACCCCGGAUGGCAAGGUUACGGUACGGCUGCCCGGAGUGUGAGAAAAGAAGUGCUGCAGAUCUUCAACGAGAUGACACAGGAGGGUACCUCGGGGGACACCACCACCUUUGUCAAUGUGAUCCUUGCGUCAAGUCGAGUUGGCCAUAUGCAAGGAAUCAAGAAUGUCCUGCACACCGUCUGGAACAUUGACGUCGAUGCGCUGCUCGACCAGGUCGAUGAGUCGAUGCUUCCAGAAGUGACCCCAUACGACCGUUCCUCACCGCUGUACCCCACAAACCACCUGCUGUUCGCCGUAGCUCAUGCCUUUGGCACCAACAAUGAUAUCCCUGCCGCGCUGCGCACCAUAGAUUUUAUUUCGAACAAAUAUGACAUCCCGGUGCCGGAGAAUGUCUGGCUCGAGCUAUUCGAGCGAUCGUUCGUUUUGUCGCGUCCGAGGUUUGGCCCCGACGCUGAAAGGAAUGCGAAGGGCCAGGUUUCAUAUGACUUCCUCAACUCCAUGUUCGAAACAAUGACAUCCGAGCCUUUCAACGUGCGUCCAACCAUCGAGGUGCACCAUAUCCUCGCCAAAACUGCGUGGGAUCGCGCCAGGCUGUCGGAAUUCCAGCACCAUAUGGAAGCUGCGUAUAAUAUUUUAAGGGAGACACGAAAGAAGAGAAGAACUGCGAGGUCGAUAAUAGAGGCGUAUCUGGGACAGGCACAAACGGAAAUCCUCAAAUCACGAGCCUUUGCAGAUGCUGUGCACGCAUAUGACAUUCUGCGCUUGCGCACUAUGCAGCAAACCGUUGUCAUGGAGCGUCUCGCAAGACUAUUGCUGAUUCACCAUCGUUGGCUGGGUCGUCGGAACCAAGCGUGGGAACGGACCCUUCUUCCGCAGGCGCUGGAAGAAUGGCGAGACUUUUUGCCGGAGUCCGUGGUAUACCAUACCCGAGGAGGACUCGUCGAAUUCGAUGGUGCCACCUCUUGGCGCCAGCGUAAUAUCAGAACCCAUGAUAGAGUACCAGUCCGGCGGCCAACCUUCGGAACGAACUUCGAGCUAGAUGACGACGCAAACGAUAUAGACGACGACAUUUUCUGGGAUUAUUAUCGACAAUCUGCCCCGCAUCUUGAUCUGUCCAUUCCACCCCUGAGAAGGCUUUUCGAGGCUGUACACGAAGACAAUGUUAGUAGCACUUACGACGACGAAGCUUUCCUGGCGGAAGAACUGGGAUACGAAACUGGCGAGUAUGAGAUCCCUAGAGUUACCGCAAGGACGCCCAGACAAGCGCGCUCUACCACUUGGGAACGCCAAGCAAGAGAGGACGAAGAUCCCAUAACCACAGGUCCGGGUCCUCUCGCAUGGGCUUGA